AUGACUAUUAAGCCUCAUAGCAGCGACACGGGAACGGAAGUCUGCCCCCAGGAGGUAGUCGCAGAAUCGAACGACGAGCGACGUCGCAGAUGGGCCCAUCUCCUCCGUUACCAUCACUACGAACCAGUCAUCUUCGAUGUCCUCAGCGACGAGCUCCCCAAGUAUACAGGAAGUCGUGCCAUAGAUCCUACAGAUGUUGUCACGCACAUGCGCGAAUGCGCUCUCAUCCUAGCAUCAGCUCCCCGCAUUUUCUUCGCAGCCGUUGAAGGCAACCUCGUGAGUAGCGUCAUCAAAGAUGCUGACCUCCAAGCGGAGUGCGCGGUUGUACAGCAACGCGCACAACACCAGCCUUCAAUCUACAUUCACCUUCUUGCCGACGAAAAGGGCCAUGCUCCAUCACCAGAGCAGUAUUUGAUGAUUCGAGACAUGAUACAGGACUAUAUCAGCGAACGUCCCUUUGACCAGGCCCAUCAAGUAGACAAUGUCACUUCUCCCUUCGUACCACUGAGUACCUCCACACAAGGCUACCGUAAGUACCUUUCCACUCCAGCCGCUAACCGAUCACCCAAGCGUAUCAUCACCCUCAGCCGUCUAAUCACAGGCAUCACGACUCGUUGCUCCCAGAUCUCAGUCCAACUCCACAACACUCCGCUUCCCUACCCACCCUCCGAGGUCGGCUACGCGCUCAAUGCACACAAACGACUUGCUCAGCACCGCGCACAUCAGAGUUCGAACUAUGUCAUGAAUCUCGUUGAAGAUGUAUGUACCUAUCUCUACCGUUCUAAGGUUCUAGCCCAGCACUUCAAGAUGCAUCAACACAUCAUUUACCUCAUCUUUCGACCCCGACAGGCUGCCAUCGCGGAGAUCUUCUGCUCGGGAUUGCUGCAGUGUUGGGUAGAGGGGGGUGGGUUUAAUGCGUUUCCGGCUGGGAGAAGCGUUGCUAGCUCGUGGAAGGUAGCAUCAGAAGAGUGGGAGGAUCACAUGAAGAUAGCUAGGGAGGUCGGUCUGUUUGAGGGCAAAAUGCGGGUGCUGAAGGAAAGGGCAGUGGCUUGGAACAAAGCGCUGGACUGGAAAGGAGAUGGUGAGGAGAUGAAUGCUAUGGACAGUGUACAGGACGAACACGAGAUGGAAGGGGCCGCGAAGGCUUGA
Molecule: messenger RNA, 1149 nt
Organism: Didymella exigua CBS 183.55
Lineage: Eukaryota; Fungi; Ascomycota; Dothideomycetes; Pleosporales; Didymellaceae
Exons: 1
Coding region: 1-1149 (382 amino acids)
Source: RefSeq, a predicted model, not a curated record